This is a messenger RNA of Ostertagia ostertagi, 348 nucleotides long. Lineage: Eukaryota; Metazoa; Nematoda; Chromadorea; Rhabditida; Trichostrongylidae. The record is from the annotation of a GenBank genome assembly.
AUGGUCGCUAAGAGUGGUACCGCUAUUCAUAAGCUUGCAGUCGACAGCAAAACCCGAGAAACGACAAAUAAAAAAUGGAUCGUGGUAACCACUAUCAAUAGUCCCACCAAAGACAUAAUGCGCCUUGCCAGGACACCGGGAUGGUCGCUGGUGGUAGUCGGUGACGUUAAAACACCUUCAAAUUGGUCUCUAGAAGGCGUGCAUUUUCUCAGCAUUCACGACAAACGAGACAAUAGGUCUAAGAAUCUACCGUACAAAUCCUACACUAGAAAAAAUGUAGGAUAUCUAUAUGCGAUACAGCACGGCGCCGAGUGGAUUUAUGACACGGACGAUGACAACAAGCCUUAC